AUGGCGACAUCCAGCGCUAGCGCAACGCUCUCCUCCCAAACGCCACAGACUACAGAGAUAAGCAAUGAGAACUCCAGAAAAACUCGCAAAGAGCCUCUGGAGUCGAUGCCAGAGAUCCUGGAAAGCAUGAUACGCGAAAGGGGAGAUUUUCGAAAGGCUCGGCUAGCCCACAUUGAAGGUUGGAGAUUCUUAGGAGGAGGCCUGCUGAUCUCCUCGUUGGAGGUCACAAUCAUAGGCACCGCAUUAAUAACAAUAUCAUCACAUCUGGGAGAUUUCGAGCGAUCGGCAUGGGUGGUCACAACUUAUUUGGCAACAUAUUGUGCAUUCGUCAUCGUUUUCGCAAGGGUAAGCGAUAUCUUUGGACGACGAACAACGUGGUUGGUUGCUCUGGGAUUUUUCGUACUCGCCUCUGUGGCCUGCGGAGCAGCUCAAACAAUGACACAGCUUAUUGUGUUUCGCGCCUUGCAAGGAAUCGGGGGCGGUGGACUUUACGCAUUGGCUAUGACUGUGGCCACCGAAGUACCGGGCAAGCUGAGAGCCCCGAUCAAUAGCAUCUUAUCGUCCGUUUUUGCGUUGGCAAGUGCAGCAGGUCCACUUAUUGGAGGUGCCAUUGCAACAGGGACAUCCUGGCGCUGGGUUUUUCUUCUCAAUGUGCCCAUCGGCGUUGUCGUCUUUAUUGUGUCUUUUAUAAUAUUUCCAACAAAUCCGUUCCCCUUGUCCUACAGUCUAGAGGCUUACAGAAGAAUCGACUACGUGGGUUUUUUUCUGAGCGUUGGGAGUAUCGAGUUGCUAGCGUUGUCCCUACAGUCCGGAGGCGUCAACUAUCGAUGGGACAGUGGAAGUAUGAUCGCCCUUCUGACCAUCACUGGUUGCUGUUGGAUCGCGUUCUUCGCUUGGGAGAUGGCUUUAUCUUCGAAGCUCUGGAAAUCGAAAGCACUUCCAAUCUGGCCCUGUAAUCUUUUCUUUAGAAGGAUUAUUGGAAGUGGACUACUGGCUGCUUUGUUCAGUGGUAUUGGGUUUAUUGCCGUCAUUGUGUAUCUACCACAACGUUUUCAGAUUCAAAAUGGGGAUCCUCCGAUCAUGGCUGGUGUGCGAAUGUUGGCCUAUUUGUUGGUCUCGUCUUUAUUCGCUGGCCUUGCAGCUGUCGCUGUGGUUUUUAAAAAUGUACUUUUCCCUCUCAUGUUAUUUUCUAGCAUCAUGCAGAUUGUUGGACUGGGAUUGCUUUCCACAUUACCUACAACAGUCGGAAUAUUUCCUGGACAGUAUGGUUACCAGGUUAUCCUUGGCAUAGGAUUUGGAAUCGCCUUGAGCGUGCUACCACUUAUCACGCGCAUGGAAAUAACUCUCUUUGACCAUGCAAUUAACAUGGGCGCAGUCACCCAAAGCAGGCUAAUUGGAAGUCUCAUUGGUGUUGGAUUCGGCGAAAUUGUGCUCCAGUCGCGUUUGUGGACGCGUUUGUCAACAAUACUCACACCGGAAGAACUUGGAUUGAUCAGGCAAUCGAUGUCUAAUGCUUCGAAAUUGAGUCCGUACAAGCACGCAGCAGUUCAGAACGAAUUUGGGAAAGACUGCAAUUUGAUAUUUCGGAUUUGCAUGUAUAUUUCCAUCGGCUGUCUUCUCGCGACUCUUCUUUGCUACAAGAGGAAACCCAUCUCCAUCAAGGAGCUGGAGAAAACAGAAUCGACCUUGGCUACACUUGAGGCGCAAGAGAUCGGUGAAACCAGUAGACGAGGAGAUUGUUAG
Messenger RNA from Penicillium angulare, 1743 nucleotides. RefSeq lists its product as uncharacterized. The record is from RefSeq and is a predicted model, not a curated record. Gene Ontology annotation, molecular function: transmembrane transporter activity. Gene Ontology annotation, biological process: transmembrane transport. Bases 1 to 1743 code for a protein of 580 amino acids. The transcript has 7 exons. NCBI's taxonomy places the organism in Eukaryota, Fungi, Ascomycota, Eurotiomycetes, Eurotiales, Aspergillaceae.